Messenger RNA from Anthonomus grandis grandis, 1428 nucleotides. RefSeq names its product actin, muscle. Gene Ontology annotation, biological process: mitotic cytokinesis. The record is from RefSeq and is a predicted model, not a curated record. Bases 80 to 1210 code for a protein of 376 amino acids. The transcript has a single exon. Lineage: Eukaryota; Metazoa; Arthropoda; Insecta; Coleoptera; Curculionidae.
UAAUUUCAGUCGUAUUCGAGCUUUCGAGCUGAACUUUUUUCUGUCUUGUGUGAGUGACUAGUAAACAACCUCAGACAACAUGUGUGACGACGAUGUUGCGGCUCUCGUUGUUGACAACGGCUCCGGUAUGUGCAAAGCUGGUUUCGCCGGCGAUGACGCACCCCGUGCCGUCUUCCCAUCAAUCGUGGGUCGCCCCAGGCAUCAGGGAGUCAUGGUCGGUAUGGGACAAAAGGAUUCAUACGUAGGAGAUGAAGCCCAAAGCAAAAGAGGUAUCCUCACUUUGAAAUAUCCCAUUGAACACGGUAUCAUCACCAACUGGGAUGAUAUGGAAAAAAUCUGGCAUCACACCUUUUACAAUGAACUCCGUGUUGCCCCAGAAGAGCACCCAGUCCUCUUGACUGAAGCCCCAUUGAACCCCAAGGCUAACAGAGAAAAGAUGACCCAAAUCAUGUUUGAAACCUUUAACACCCCUGCUAUGUACGUAGCAAUCCAAGCCGUACUCUCCUUGUACGCUUCCGGUCGUACCACCGGUAUCGUCUUGGACUCUGGCGAUGGUGUAACCCACACCGUCCCAAUUUAUGAAGGUUAUGCUCUUCCCCACGCCAUCCUUCGUUUGGACUUGGCCGGUCGUGACUUGACCGACUACCUCAUGAAGAUCUUGACUGAAAGAGGUUACUCAUUCACCACCACCGCUGAAAGGGAAAUCGUCCGUGACAUCAAGGAAAAACUUUGCUAUGUCGCCCUCGACUUCGAACAGGAAAUGGCCACUGCCGCCGCCUCCACUUCCCUCGAAAAAAGCUACGAAUUGCCCGAUGGUCAGGUCAUCACCAUCGGUAACGAGAGAUUCCGUUGCCCAGAAGCCCUCUUCCAACCUUCCUUCUUGGGUAUGGAAUCUUGUGGUAUCCACGAAACCGUAUACAACUCGAUCAUGAAGUGCGAUGUUGACAUCAGGAAAGACUUGUACGCCAACACUGUGCUUUCCGGAGGUACCACCAUGUACCCUGGUAUCGCCGACAGGAUGCAAAAAGAAAUCACCGCUCUUGCCCCAAGCACCAUCAAGAUCAAGAUCAUCGCUCCCCCAGAAAGGAAAUACUCCGUAUGGAUCGGUGGAUCCAUCUUGGCUUCCCUCUCUACCUUCCAACAGAUGUGGAUCUCCAAGCAAGAAUACGACGAAUCUGGCCCUGGAAUCGUUCACCGCAAGUGCUUCUAAGCAAUGUAGUUUUAAGGUGAUUUUUUCAGACGGUUUUUAUUCUGUAUUAACAUCUAGAGUUCCAAUGCUAAAAUGUGACCGUGGUUGUACUGCCAAACAGACAAUAUUUUACAAAAACACCCUGUAUAUAUUUAACACCCUGAAUGUUAUGAUAAAUUUACUUUAUUGUAUAUUUUUAUUACCUAAAUUAGUAAUAUACCUGCCUUUCUUUUAGGAUA